Molecule: messenger RNA, 522 nt
Organism: Coprinopsis cinerea okayama7#130
Lineage: Eukaryota; Fungi; Basidiomycota; Agaricomycetes; Agaricales; Psathyrellaceae
Exons: 2
Coding region: 1-522 (173 amino acids)
Source: RefSeq, a predicted model, not a curated record
AUGCCGCCUCGAAAAAAGAAUGUCCAUCCGAACACACUUGCAAACCUCAAAGUGGGACGGAAGAGGCGAACGGAGAUAGAAGCACCAGACCAGGAGAAGUCAGACGUAUCCAUACCCCAAGAGAACCAAUCGUCGUCCUCAGGCGUCGAGUCGUCCACAGACCAGCCUCUCCACGUUGAAGUACUUCCGACAUCCGGUCCUGUUACCACUGGUGGGAAGGAGAAGAGAAAGAGCGCGGCGGUUGCAUCUGCGGAGGUUGAAGGUCCUGAUGAUGACGAGUGGAUGCCUCCCAAGAAGAAAAGAGACUUGGAGAGGAACAAGAGUCAGCGAAAAGAGAGACCAGACAAGUACGCCACGGGACCAGACAUCUCCGUGAAGGCGCCUCGUACACAGCGACGAUACAAGGCAGCAUGGGCGACUCAGACCACGCUCGAUGGUUUCCUAUCAUCAAAGCAGACGGCGACAUCAGAAGAAACCGGGGCUGUUUCAGAGGAUGAAGACUGUCCCUCCGUUGUCUGUUGA